Messenger RNA from Myripristis murdjan (pinecone soldierfish), 3603 nucleotides. Its product is annotated as leukemia inhibitory factor receptor-like. The record is from RefSeq and is a predicted model, not a curated record. The coding region runs from base 369 to 3038 and encodes 889 amino acids. Gene Ontology annotation, molecular function: cytokine receptor activity; protein binding. Gene Ontology annotation, cellular component: membrane. The transcript is spliced from 18 exons. Lineage: Eukaryota; Metazoa; Chordata; Actinopteri; Holocentriformes; Holocentridae.
CCUCAUGGAUUUCACAAUCAUUACCACAAACAGCAAAUGGAUUUUCAGAGCUCUUAGAUUAAGCAUUAGUGUGAUUGUUUGCUCAUUUUGAACGCAUUUGUAUCUUGUUAAAGUGGGGAUUUUCGACAUGUGACUUGGGGGAGAGAAAACAAGUGCCCGGAUUCCACAGAAAAGUGUUUCUUUCCAGUUUCAUUUUCGUCCUCGAUCUUAGCUCAUUCUUGGACGGUCCAAGCAACUGGUAUACUGACAACAAGGUGAGCUCUAUUUUGCAUCCAGGACUAUAAAUGAAGAGUCCCACGUGUUUUUGAUCCCAUCUCUGUGAUGAAUGGACUAAUUUCAUAACAUACCGACCUUUCUGGAGCACUAUCAUGUUCACUUGGCUUCUAUUUGCCACACUGUUCUGCACAGGCACACAGCUCGGAAAUGGCCCUGAUAAUGGUGUCCCACAGUGUGGAGUUCGGGAUAUGAUGGGGACACAUGACUCCUCUAAGCAGAAGAUCCUCGUGACAUGGGAAGACGACUCGUCCUGCUCCACAGGACAUGACUUGCUGAUCUAUGAGCUGCAGGUUCUGAGGGGAAAUGAGCCGUUACACCAUGAUGAAGUUUUUGUGACGGCAGAUCAGAUCGGAUCUACUCACUCCUGGAGUUGGAGCCCCCCUUGGGCAUUAGAGUGUGCUUCCCAUUCUGUGAGAGUCCGUUCCCGAAACAAAAACCACACAAGCCCUUGGAGCUCAGUGCAGGCGGUUCCCGAGACCAGCCCCCAACAACGACCAAAGCUUUACCCGAUGGACAGAAUAUUCGAGGUUGGCAGCAGAUUCACCUUCUGCUGCAUCCUGGAGCCAGGGGGGCAAUUCCACAAAAUGUAUGCACGGGGAAACAGCACUGCGGUGAACACUACCAAGAUCAGCAACCAGACAUACGCCCUGACUGUUGACCUGCAUGGUCCGUCAGAUCGGUGUCGCACUAAUGUGAGAUGUAACAGCGAUGAUCAUGGUACCUGCGUGUAUGUUGGCUACCGGCCAGAUGUCGGGGACCUGAAGUGUGAGAGCCGGGAUCUGAUGUCAGUCGAAUGUCAGUGGAGCGUAAAGAGAGAUACACACCUGAGCAGAAAGAAUCGCACAGAGUAUGAGCUGCUUGGAAGACCAUGUUCAGCUUGUGAUAAAAAAUCCAAUAAGUGCAGAUGCAAACAGAGCGUGGAAGUAAAUGUUGGUGAGAGGAACUGGACACUUACAGCCCAAAAUGUGCUUGGCAAGAUGGAGUUGACAGACCAAGCAGACCUGACAAAAAGAGUGCACAUGUUCGCUCCAGAGAACGUCGCAGCUUUAACUGUGAACGCCAGAAACGUCACUCUGGAGUGGAGUUGGGGGAUACAAAAGUACCAUGAGCUAGAUCUCCUGUGUCAAAUACAGCUGAACUACUAUGGACAAACGCACACAAGGAAUUACUCUGGAGUCGGUCUUAAUUUUGCAGUUUUGAGUGGACUGAUUCCUAAUCAGGCGUACACAGCAAAGGUUCGAUGUGGAACAAAACAGCAUUUCUGGAAGUGGAGUGAAAACAGUGCCAGCACCUUUCACACCAAGGGCGACAUUCCAGACGCACUAGAUGUGUGGAUGCAGACGGGGAGCAACCAAACUAUUAUAGUAUGGAAAACACUACUGGCAAACCAGAGUCAUGGUGAGAUCAUAACGUAUGAGGUGACCUGGGCAAAGGCCUCAGAGAAGAAACCACAACAUAAAAGAGAAAUUCCUCCACAUGAGCGCAGUGUUGCUCUCAGUCUCGACGCCGAUGAGGAGCAUCUUGUGGCCGUCACAGCUCAGAAUAUGCACGGCAUGUCGUCUCCGUCAGCCAUCACCGUCCCCAGGCACCAUCCAGGCAGGGUGAUGAACGUCUCUCUCAUCACUGGCGCAAACGGUGGUUUCCACGUGUCCUGGCCUGCUAACCCUGCAGCUAGCUGUGGCUACGUAGUGGACUGGUGUCCCAGCUUGGGGAGUUGCAGUGUGGAGUGGGUCAAAGUGCCUCUUGGAGUAACUACUGCCACAGUAUUAUCAGAAAACUUCACAGAUGGAGUGAGAUACUCUUUGUCCAUAUAUGCCUGCACCCCAGGAGCCCCAGAGCUCCUGGAGAGAAGAGAGGGCUAUGUAAGAGAGACAGAAAUUCAACCUGGGCAGUUUGAGUUGACAUGGAAGCAGCUGGGUUCAGAUGUUGAGGUUUCCUGGCCUGCCAUCUCUCUAAGAAGCCAGAGUGCCUUCAUUCAAGGCUACGUUAUGUAUUAUACUACCAACUCUGAACACCACCAGGGUCAUGGCAGAAUGUCCAGUGUCAGCACAGACAACCCAGAAGCAACCAGCCUGACUGCAAGAAACCUCCCAGUCAGCUCCUACACCUUCAAAGUGAUGUCACUGACAUCGAUAGGAGAGUGUGGUGAUACAUCCUUAUCAGUAACCAUGUCAUCAGCCACUGAUAACUUGAUCAUGGUCAUCAUCAUUUCCCUAGUCAGCGUUUUCGUUCUCCUUUCCCUCAUUACUAUCCUUUGUUACAGACACUGGGCAUGUGUCAAACAGAAGGUCUAUCCUCCCAUCCCAAAGCCCAUUCUGACUGGUAACUGGUUGACAUCACUGGACAAACCUGCUCAAUACAGGCUCCAAUAUGAUUCACGAGACAGUGAAACAGAUAUUGUGGAAGUGCCCGAGCUGUGCAGUAAACUAACUCCAGUCGAUGGCGAUAUAAGCCAGGAGGAGGAAGGCCCCUGUGUUGUGACACAAACUCAGUCUCCCAAUGCUUACUGCAACCAGCCCCUGAGAAACAGCAGCCCAGCAGCCCUCCCUUUAAUCAGCAAAAACCUCUUACCUCCAUUCAGAGGCAUGUUGGAGAACCCGUCGUACAACGUGGCCCUGCACAUUGAUGAGCAGUAUAUACAGCAGCCUGGUGUGGGCUCAGUGUCUCCCUCCAGUCGAGAGCUUCAGGAUGUGACGUGUGCAGAGAAAAACUGCGCUGGUUACCAGCCUCAGAGUCUAAAGGAAACCAGCAGUCCAAUUUAAACACCAGAUGCUCCAGAUGAACCUUUUCACACCACAUUCACCGUCCAAAUAGUCACUGCAGGCGUGUGUCACACCGCACUUUUAGGACGGGGAUAUAUUAUGAUGCUUCAAAAAAGUGAAUUUAAUGUGCGUGUAAAGAUUUGAGUAAAUGCAACUUCCAUGUCUGUAUAAAAUGUCAUUAACCAAAUGAUUUGGUUUGAUGAAUGCAGACGAUUGAAGUCUGCUGUACUAAAGUCACACACUGUACCAGGACUCACAGUAUCAUAAAUGCAAGGCCCCAUUCUUUAUUUGCACCCAUGUUCUAUAGGCUGCACAAUGUGUUUGGCAGAUAUUGAAUAUUCCUUUUAAUUUGCUGUCAGGCUACAUGUAACUGGAGCCAUGUAUACAGAUGGGACUGGGACUGUGUAUAUGUGCCUGUAUAGUGAUGGGACUGUGACAAAGUUUCUCUUGACCUUCUCUUCUUUAAAGCUCCAGAGCUUCCAACACACACAUGAAGAAGUGUAGGGUUAAAAAAUGGGUGACUAUAUCGGUCACUAUAGAUCGAUGCAAUAUAUACAUCUUACAU